Molecule: messenger RNA, 2925 nt
Organism: Danio aesculapii
Lineage: Eukaryota; Metazoa; Chordata; Actinopteri; Cypriniformes; Danionidae
Product: E3 ubiquitin-protein ligase RNF19B
Exons: 10
Coding region: 534-2369 (611 amino acids)
Biological process (GO): ubiquitin-dependent protein catabolic process; protein polyubiquitination; positive regulation of proteasomal ubiquitin-dependent protein catabolic process
Cellular component (GO): cytoplasm; ubiquitin ligase complex
Molecular function (GO): ubiquitin protein ligase activity; zinc ion binding; ubiquitin conjugating enzyme binding
Source: RefSeq, a predicted model, not a curated record
UGAAUGAACUAGUGUGACUGCACGUCAUCCAUCGAUUUAGUUCACCGCAGUAGCAGGGGCUCGGCUCUACCGGCACAAUUUCUCAAACAGCGGUGCGCAAAGGAGGAAACCUCGGGGUUCAGGGGGGAUCCUCGCCAACGUCAUGCGGCGAUUCUCGGACCACCGGCUCCAGCAAACCGCUCAAAGUCACGCAGACAGACGACGUUUUACAGCAGUGGGCGGAGCCGUGAGAGACUGCGCGUACUCAGCCGCUCGGUGGGCGGAGCCAAAUGAUGGUGCUGAGCUGAUAACGCACUGAGCGGAGGGAUGAACAUUUGUGGUGUGUUUGGAAAACUGCAGGAACACAAAGCAUUUCAUGUGAGAAGAAAACAAUGAUGACCUCGAUCAGGCAACACUGCUGUGGAUGAUUUUUCUUUCUCCUCACAAUGGUCUCUUUGCCAGUGUUCAGACCAUAAGCAACAAACAGAGACACGCAGACAAAAGGGGCUCGAUCCGCUCAUGCUGGUUUUGGCUGGACUGUCCGGCUCUGUACAAUGAAGAGACCCAAGCAGCAGUCGCAGGCCCUCAGUUUCCUCAGCUUCUUCAGCCGAAAGCCUAAAUCUGACCCCAGGAUCGAGAAGCCCACCGGGACUCUGAACAAGGAGGAAGUGGCCAUUACUCUCACGCCCAAUGAACAUGAGCAUGUGGAGCAAGCUCAGGGUGAUGCAGGACUGGAGGUCUGUCGGGUUGGAGGAGAUGGCGGGACGGGUGAAGGCAGUGUGGUGGGUGAUGAAGAGGGACCAGUGGAGUGCGGGAGCAGUGGCUCGAUGGCUGUCCUGUCCUUGUCCUCCUCCAGUCAGGAGCAGCUGCUGGAGCACCUGGUGGAGUGCCCGCUCUGCCUCCUCAGUCAACCGCGUGCCCACUUCCCCCGCCUGUCCUCUUGCCAGCAUCGUGCCUGCACAGACUGUUUGCGCCAGUACCUACGCAUUGAGAUCUCUGAGAGCCGCGUGGGCAUCGCCUGUCCUCAGUGCCCUGAAGCUCUAGCUCUGCCCGACGUCCGUGCCAUCCUGGAUGACGGAGCUCUGCUGGAGCGAUUCGAAGAGUUCCAGCUGCGCCGCUUUCUGGCUGCUGAUCCAGACACUCGUUGGUGUCCCGCACCAGACUGCAGCUAUGCAGUGAUCGCCUAUGGCUGUGCAGAGUGUCCCAAGCUAAGCUGUGGUCGGGAAGGCUGUGAAACAGAGUUUUGCUACCACUGCCGCCAACUGUGGCAUCCAGACCAGACCUGUGACCAAGCCAGACGCCAACGUGCUCGCCACACGUCAGGAGCCAACGAUGUUUCCACGCUCUACGUCUUCAAUGAGGAACCUGGGGAUGCAGAGGAGAUCAAGCCCUGUCCGCGAUGUGGAGCCUACAUCAUGAAGACCAAUGACGGCAGCUGCAAUAGGAUGAACUGCACAGUGUGCGCUUGUCAGUUCUGUUGGCUGUGCAUGCAAGAGAUCACUGAUGUGCAUUAUCUCAGUCCCUCAGGCUGCACUUUCUGGGGAAAGAAGCCGUGGUCUCAGACUCGCAAAGUUUUAUGGCAGGUCGGCAUGCUUCUCGGGGCACCGGUGGUGAUCUCACUCAUAGCGGGCAUCGCCAUACCAGUCAUCAUUGUGGGCAUCCCAAUUUAUAUGGGCCGCAAGGUCCAUGGUCGCUGUAAGAAAAACAAUACCUCAGGAAGUAAGCAUUAUCUGACAGUGGCCAGCGGGGUCAUGAUGUCUGUUUUUGUGUCUCCAGUCAUAGCAGCCAUUACUGUGGGUGUGGGGGUGCCUCUUAUGCUGACGUAUGUCUAUGGAGUGGUGCCCAUGUCAUUGUGUCGUAAUGGCUGGUGUAGGCCACAGUCUGAGCCUCCUGAAGUUCGAAACAUACAACUAGAAGACUUGGCCAACUAUCUUCUAUUUUCUCAUGUAGUCAGUGAUCACUGGACCGGACAGAACAACCCAGCUCUGACCGACGCAAGCGUACAGGAAGUGAGUGUGAAUGUGGAGGAAGUGAUGGCGCUUCCCAGCUUAAGUGUUCUCCAGUCUAGAGCAGUAGGUUCAGCUGAAGCCUCUGAUGAUGGACAUGUUGACAGCACAGAGCCGGUCGUUCAGUCAGAUGAAGUGGAUGUUGUUGAGGAGUGUGCCUUCAGCAGCUCACAGACAUUUGCUCUGAGAGAAGGCACCAACAUUGAGGUGCGAGUGGAGAUUGAAGCUCAGCCGCGGGGCGUCCGGAAGCCGAGCCUCAGCAGUAUUUUGUCCAGUAAGAGCCUGUCUGCAGAGUCUCUCAGCCAAUCUCAUGAACCUCUGUGUGCCUCCAAACGGACCGGCAGCACCGAACCCGUCCCAGUUCCUGAGAUUGACAGCGUCUGAGCAAAAAAAAACCCACUGGAGAACCACUGCUUCCAUGACCCACCUGGAGCUUCCAGCCGCAGAGACUCAGCAGAGCCUGAGGGCAGAUGCCAAAACGCCAUGCAGGAGAUCAGAGAAACUCAAAUGACCAAGCGCAUGUUUGUCAAGCAGUUUGAGGAGUGCUAACCAAUUUUAUACUGUGUUCCUUAGAGAAAACUCUAUCGCCUAUUUGGAUGAUGCUCUGGUUAAUUUAUUCAAUUAGCUUUUUCUUAGCUGUACCCUUUUAUCUAAUGACCGUAUGGUUUAUGGCCCUUGACAGGAAAAAAAGAUGAAGUAAUAAGCUAUGGAUUAAUAGCAUGGCUUCUUGUUAGACUGGUGUGCCAUGUGACUAGCAACGACAUGCAAGCUGAAGAGAAGCGUGCUGCAGGCUAAUGCUAACUUUGGUAAUGGGCUUUUCCCUCAUAGUAUUCAUUCUUUCGAAUUAUGCAAUUUUUUUUACAUAACCGUUGCGUUUUCAUGAAGGAGCAGUAAAUUCUGUGGGAUUUAGGUCCCGGAUUAGCCUCCAGCGUCAUGCUGU